Suillus discolor is the source of this 165-nucleotide messenger RNA. RefSeq lists its product as uncharacterized. The transcript has 3 exons. The record is from RefSeq and is a predicted model, not a curated record. Bases 1 to 165 code for a protein of 54 amino acids. NCBI's taxonomy places the organism in Eukaryota, Fungi, Basidiomycota, Agaricomycetes, Boletales, Suillaceae.
AUGCCGAACGGAUCCUCGCAAGACUUCAAGGUAUAUUGGGACUCGCUCGAGAAGACCCGUCAAGCGAGCUACGACAUCGAGGCUUCGAAUCUGGUUGCCGACAGUGUGUGGACUGCGAACACAGUCGACGUUCUCGCGAAAUUAUCUGGUGGCACGUUGCAUUAG